GGAACACUACAUAUAUCUAAUCAAAAGAUCUCCAAACAGGCAGUCCCGGUCCGGACCCCUCGCUUCUUCUUAUUCUUCUCGUUGGUAAUCUAUCCGUUUGUGUUCAAUUUUGGAUUUCUAUGUCUGAUACACGUGUGUGGUUUCUUUAUUCGGCGUUUCAGUUUGUAUGUACUGCUAUAUUCUUAGUUGUGUGUGUGUGUGUGUGUGUUUUUUUUUGGUGGUAGGAUGUAUGCUGAGAAUCUGACUGUUGUGGUCUAAUUAUCAUCAUUCUUUUUGUUUCCUUGUUUCUCCGCACCUUAAGGAGCUGUUUAUCUUUUCUCCUCGACUCAGUGUCAGUGUUGGUUUUCGUUGUUCUGUGCUUUUCUUAUUUUAAAUUUUCUUGCAGUUAUUAUUUCUUUGUUGCUAGAGUUUGUUAAUUGGAUUGCGAGCCUCUGUGUAUGUGUGUGUUUCGUUAUGUGCUUGUUUCUUAUAUUCUUACAAAUUGGAUCUUCUUUUGUGUGGUAUUUAAUUUAUCUCUCUCCUUCUCUGUUCAUUUGGAAUUUGAUUGCUAUCUCAUAGGAGUGUGUCUGUUAUUUGGUUCUUGAAAUUUGUAUCCGUGGCCAAGCUCUAGUCUUUUCUUUCCAGACAAGAUUUUUUCUAUUAAAUGUGGAUGGUUUUGGUUGGUUAGGUGUUAUGUUGAUGGAAGGUUUGAAAAUGGAAGCAAACCAAGAAUUCACACCUGUUCCUCCUCCUCCCUCGCAGCCAGAGACUGAAGAAAUUGGUUAUUGAUUGGUCUGAUGUGAUUUCUUCGGCUGUUUUCUUGCUUUGGUAGAAAGGAAGGCUCGGGUAGAAGCAGUCUGGCAGCAGAUGAACAAAGGAAUUUCAACCAAGAACCUGCAAUCCAUUUUAAAGAAGCAGAAUGCAGCCACUAAUAAAACUUCUCAGAAACCUUCCUCGCAUAAUUGGAUGACUGCUCUUCGAUUGGGACCGAAAAAGACAUUGCCAAUCGAGGCAGGUAUAACAGCAGACAAGUGCACUGCCCCGGCAACUGGAAACAAGCCAGGAAAUGGAACCAGCGAUGAUGCAAAGAAACUGGCUGCUGCUGCUCUCCAAGCAGUUAAAGAUGCUGCCGCUGCUGCAACUGGCCAUGGAAAAGUUGAGGUCACAGAAGUUCGAGACUUUGCUGGUGAGGAGGUUGAAGUGAAGAAGCUCGUUGAUGCCAACUCUGAUAAAGGCAAAGCCUCGGUUGGCCCUGUAUCAGCUGUUGAUGCUGUUCUUGAACAAAUAAGAAAGAAGCCAAAGUUGAGUGUACUUGACAAGACGAAGAAAGACUGGGGAGAGUACAAGGACGAAAACAAAGGUGUGGAAGAAGAACUUGAGACUUACAAAAAGAGUUCAAAUCAGUAUCUGGAUAAGGUCUCCUUCUUGCAACGUGCUGAUUAUCGAGAAUUUGAGCGCGAGAGAGAUGCUAGACUUGCCAUGCAAUCCAAGAGGAAACAAGAUAUGCGAGAGGACGGAAUUUGA
This is a messenger RNA of Oldenlandia corymbosa var. corymbosa, 1503 nucleotides long. The record is from the annotation of a GenBank genome assembly. NCBI's taxonomy places the organism in Eukaryota, Viridiplantae, Streptophyta, Magnoliopsida, Gentianales, Rubiaceae.